Messenger RNA from Archocentrus centrarchus (flier cichlid), 1553 nucleotides. RefSeq names its product phosphoinositide-3-kinase, regulatory subunit 6a (gene pik3r6a). The transcript is spliced from 6 exons. The record is from RefSeq and is a predicted model, not a curated record. The coding region runs from base 110 to 670 and encodes 186 amino acids. NCBI's taxonomy places the organism in Eukaryota, Metazoa, Chordata, Actinopteri, Cichliformes, Cichlidae.
CUUAAUGAAACACAGCAACUGCAAGAUCCUCCCCCUGUAGCUGUCUUUGCUGUCUCCCAGCCUCUGCAACUGGAAGCACACAGAGAAUAGGAGAGCAGCUGUUGGACCGAUGGAUAAGAAGCAUCAGUACGGUUCACUGGAGCGCACUGAAUGGAGCAGAGACACCAACAAAGCAGAGGAUGACGUGGUGUCCAUGGCAGACUCCACCAUCACUGUGGAUGACAUUGAGGGGGAGCUCUUUAAGAUUGAGAGGAUCAGGGAUAUCCUGGUCAGGAGAGAGUCAGAGCUCAGAUACAUGAUGGAUGACAUUCAGCUGUGCAAAGAGAUUACUCGUCUGAAGAAGGAGCUUCACAAAUUAGUGUCCAUACCAGAUAAUGACAAGUCCAAUGAUGACCGGCAGAAGGAAGAAGAACUGCUGCAGCAGAUCCAAAAGCUGGUAGAGACCAGAGAUUUCCUAGUGGAUGAUGUGGAGUUUGAACGUCUCAGGGAGAAAGAAGAAGAUAAAGAAAUGGCAGAUUUUCUGAAGUCCAAAUUCCCAAGAAAUAUGAAAACGACAGGUGUGCCAACCAGGAGGACACCAGCCAGGGCUCAGCAGACCUCUUCGCCCUUCACCAAGACAGGACUCAGCCUCCUGAGAGAGUGCUGCAGCUUUACAUGCUCCGUCAUGUAGACUAAAGCCAAAAUAGAGGGCCCCUCUGCAGGGCCCUCCGACAGAACUCCAUAUUUUCAGUUUUAGCUGUUCAGUCUGAGAAAGACUUUAACGCAUGGGUGGAGCAGUGACAGUGUAGUGUGCCAUCCAUCCCAGGAACCCAGGAAGCAAUGUCUUUAUUUAUUUAUUUUUUUACUGUGUUUCUGCUUUACAAGUCAACCCAGUAUAUCAGACAGGGAUUGAAGGACAAAACUACAUAGCAUUAGUCGUGUGUGUAUUGGAAGAAAAAAAAUGUUAUCUCCUCAAUAUGUUUGCAUGAACAUUAUAAUUUCCAUUAUGAAUUCUACAACACUAGUGAAAGUGGCGUUAAUCGGGACUUCUGUUAGGAUGAAGUUGCCUGUGAUCUGACUCCAAAUCCAAACAAUAUGACCUUUUGAAAAGUGGUCGUUUGUGACAAAGAGCAAGUAUUUUAUCUCACUCCACUUAUCUUAAAGUAUCGUGAAGUUAUAGCCCCCUUUUUAUAUGUUGCAAUGUCCUUGCAUAAAAACUUCAGUGGUCUACACCAUGUUUUGAAGCUUGCUUUUGUGUUUGCAGAGAAGGUCUUGUGAGUUUUUUUGCUAGGAAUAAGGUGUUACAGUGUGAAAUCCAGCAUUCACCUGUGUGAAAGUAUUUGGUGUCAGUGAAGAGGAAAACUUUCUUUUAACAGGAAGAAGCCUCUGUCUGAACCAGGCUCAGGGAGGGUGAGAGGGUGGUUUGACAAGACAGGUUUCGGUGAAAGGAAAAUGCAUUCAGGUGUUAUAGGUUUUGACAAGGAUGACUGAGUAGUUAGCCCUUUUGAAAAAAUAAAAAUAUGCUAAGUUUUCAACAGAUGCACAAGUUAACAUUAGCAGUGUUGUGCUUUAGC